Molecule: messenger RNA, 4682 nt
Organism: Paramisgurnus dabryanus
Lineage: Eukaryota; Metazoa; Chordata; Actinopteri; Cypriniformes; Cobitidae
Source: RefSeq, a predicted model, not a curated record
GCGGUGCAUUGUGGGUGAUUGGCCGGCGGAGCGCAGAGUAUCAGAGCGCUAUCGAGAUGUGAGAGAGACGUGAUGAGAUUAUGAUCACCAGGAGCCUCUUUAUUUCACAUAACAGCCAGCCUCAUAUGUGAGGAAUCUGCAGUGAUGUCCUCCAGUCAGGGCUCAUCUCCGCUGCCUAAGUCCAGCGGAGGAAGAGGCACAAGCGAUGGGCUUUUCCGCAAACCCAGGGACCCCUCCACGGCCUCCAGACACUACCGACCACCACGAUCCCUUCCGGAUGUCUGUCCUAAGGAGCCCACUGGUGACGGACGUGGCCUCUGUGAUGGCCCGUCUGUGGUGGCCGACCAGCAUCGCUGGACUGUGUAUAACUCUAAAGUGAACCUUCCUGCAGCCCUGAACGACCCCAGACUGGCCAAGAGAGAGUCGGACUUCUUCACUAAGACCUGGGGCCUGGACUUCGCAGAGACUGAAGUCAUGCCUUCAUUUUACCUGCCCAACAUCACCCGAGAACACUUCAGCUCCUACCUUCAGGAGACGGCUCAGAGGGAGAAGAUUCACGAGCGCUGUAAGAAUAUUUGCCCGAACAAAGACGAUCUGUCGGUGCCCACCAUCACAAACAAUCACGAUAAAGCCAGAGCUGAACUUGAGCAGGUGCCUAAGAUAUUUAUGAGGCCUGAGUUUGUCCUGAAUGAUCCUGCCACAUUUAAUGCCGUGCUGCCGUGGUCUCACUUCAGCAUCGCCGGAAGCAAGAACAACCGAGAUGUUGCGUCAUCACGGUUACUACAGGAAAAGUUGAGUCACUACCUGGACGUGGUGGAGGUGAGCAUCGCCCGACAGAUCUCUCUUCGCUCCGAAGCAUUUUUUCACGCCAUGUCGUCUCAGCAUGAGCUCCAGGACCGCCUCAGAGAGACGGCCAAUGCGGUCGCAAAGCUACGGGCGCGCACCACCGCAAUCGACCGGGUGAUGUGUCGAGGCCCGUUACGCGUCCUGCGGGACACCCUGACUCGUGACAACUGUAUAAAACUACACAAUAAACUUAAGCUGAUGGCCGCUGUGCACCAGACGCAGCCCACGGUGCAGUUACUCCUCUCCACCUCAGAGUUUGUGGGGGCGCUGGAGCUCAUCGCCACCACCAAAGAAGUACUGCAGCAGGAACUGCAGGGGAUUCACAGCUUCAGACAUUUGGGUUCUCAGCUCUGUGAGAUGGAGCGGUUGAUCGAUAAGAUGAUGGUUGCUGAUUUCUCCACGUAUGCUCAAAGCGAUCUCAACCGACCCUGUGAAGAGGACGUUCAGGUUCUGGAAAAGGUCACAAAGCCAUCUGCAGCGUCAGGAAAGGAUCGUCUACAGUCUCUCGUCUUUGGGUUGCUGAGACAAAGGAAGCUGGAUUUCCUGGACAUUUACAGUGAAGAGAUGAACCAUGCAGCGAAGAAUGUUGUACGGCAGGGUGUUUUGAAGUCUGUGUCCCAGAUCAAUGAGACCGAUGCAAACACAAUCAAGUUGCAUGAGCAGAUGCGUCUGAUGACGUUCCAACGAUGGUUUGAUCUGCUGCUGGAUAUAUUCGAAAAUUUUGUCUUGUUUCUUAAAAGGAUCAAGGUCACGCUCAGCGUUAUCCGAAAUGUCGUGUUGGAAGUUCUCGACAGCAGCCAGAGGAGUCGACUAGCUGAGGCUACCCUGGCGAUAAAUCAUUCUGACAGCAGGGCCAAUGAAGAGGAAGAAGAGGAGGAGGCAGGGAGUGUUCGUUCAGGAGAGGCGGAGCUUGCCUAUCUCACCCACGAGGGGCUUUUCAUAAGCGAUGCACUAAAUGAAGCUGAACAACGGGCCGGCGCAUCCACGCAAACUCAGUCCAGAGCACAGGUGCGCUUAGAGGCCUGUGGGAGCGACUCGGCCUCCGCAACCACCGAAUCUUCCUCCAGCAGGGAACACAACUCCAACACUACCUCCUCCCUGCCCAUAGGGGGCGCCAGUGCAAUUAGCGAGGACGUUAUGCCAUCUGAUCUUGAGUUGGGUCAAGUGGCCAAUAACAUCCAGGAGCUGCUUUACAAGGCAUCAGACGUCAGUCAUGACCGCUGCGCCAAAGUACUCAUGACCCGAGCUAAGGAUGGCUCUCUGGAGCGCUUGAGUUCCUCUGAGUUUGUGUGUUUAAGUCAGGCCGUGGAGUCGUUCGUCAAAGACACAGAGGAGCUGUGCGGUAGACGCAGUGUCAGCCUGAGGGGGGCGCUGCAGAGUCAGGCACACAAAUUUGUACAGCGCUUUCACGAGGAACGCAAGAAUAAACUCAGUCUGCUGCUGGAUAAUGAGAGGUGGAAACAGGCGGAUGUUCCCGCUGAGUUUCAGGAUUUGGUCGACUCUAUUGCCGAUGGACGCAUCAGUCUGCCUGAACGCAAACUCACAGGCUCUGAGGACCGGAAACCCAGUGAGUUUCUGUGUGUUGAUGGGCAGAAAUACGCUGUGGUCGGGACGGUGCUGCUGUUGAUCCGGAUGUUUUUGGAAUACUGUCAAUGUGUAAACGACAUUCCCUCCAUCACUACUGACAUCUUAACACGACUCGCUGACCUGCUUAAGCACUUCAACUCUCGGAGCUGCCAGCUGGUGUUGGGUGCGGGCGCUCUACAGGUUGUGGGGCUAAAAACCAUCACCACCAGAAACCUAGCUUUGGCCUCUCGCUGUUUGCAGCUGGUGGUUUACUACAUCCCUGUGAUCAGAGCACACUUUGAGACCAGACUGCAGCCCAAACAGUACAGCAUACUACGUCACUUUGACCACAUCACUAAGGACUACAAUGAUCACAUCUCAGAGAUCUCUGCUAAACUUGUAGCCAUCAUGGAGAGCAUGUUCGAAAAAGCUCUUUCUAAGUAUGAAGUGAAGGCUCCGAUGCCAUCCACGUGUUUGCGUAAUGUGUGUAAACAGAUUGCAAAAAUGCACGAGGCCAUUUUUGAGCUCUUACCUGAGGAACAGUCACAGAUGUUGUUCCUCAGAAUAAACGCCAGCUUUAAGCUGCAUCUGAAGAGACAGUUAGGUCGUUUGGGGGUCAUAAAUGACGGAGGACCCCAAUACGGGUUGGUCAUGGUAGACGUGGCGUUUUACUCUGAGAACGUGCAAGCUUUGCGCUCCCUGGAACACCUGGACUUAAACAUGCCUGAGAUCUGGGAGCAGAAGAGGUGAUGAUGGAGCGCUUUGCCUAGGCCAGUCGGGCCUCUCUGCCACGUCCACCAUCACAGUGACCUGCUCCGCCCUCGUGUUUGAGCAGGAAGUGGGGUCAGCGGGUUACAGGAAAGAGGAAGUGGUCGGACUCAGGACUCAAAGUCUUGUUGAUUUAUACCUCCGUGACACUGGAGUGGCAUCUCGCACCUCUUUCCACAGUGAGAACGAGCACUUUUUCUGAACCUGGGGGUCACCAAGAUGCCUCUGUUUCUCCUAACAGGACGUGUCCGGGAGGUACAAAAAUUUUAACUGUGGAGACCAAAUCAGGACACGCUUGUGGGGUUGACCAAUCUCGUCGCAGCUGGGAAUUAUGGAAAAUCUGUUUGUUGUUUAUCUUAAAGUGGAGAUGUGUACGCAGUGCCUCUUUAAGUACCAUCACUACAGUGCAACUUUCCAUUCAUGUGCAAUUCUGUCUGUUAUUUAAUCGCUGUCAAAUGAAACACUUAAUUGUUAUUUAUUUAAAUUGGUCGAUUGAUUUGAUUUGGGUUCUUUCCAGGUAAAGCUUUCAGGUGUUCAGCGCCAACUCUAGUACAAAAAGUGGGUUUUAAAAUGUUUUUUGUUUUGCACUAGUGUAAUAAUGAUUUUACUGCCUGCUUUUGGCAUUCAUGUUCAUUGUUUCAUGUUCUCGAAUGCUGAAUUGAUGAAGUAUAAAAUCUCUGGGGGUUAAAGGUCAAGGAUGCUAAUCCAAGGUUUUCGUCUUUAAGUGAAUAUGGAUAUUUAACUAUAUGGACUGCAUAAAUGAAGAUCUUCUGUAAGGCAUCUAAACCUGUAAAUGUGAAGAUUCUCCCAACAAACCCAGUUUAAACCUUCAUAAGCUUUAGGUAAGUAAGGGAAAAAUAUAAUUCAAGAUAAAGGUCUCAAUAGUUAUUGGCUAUGUUUAAAACACAGUAAUUUAUCGUCAAUGUAAAUCGAAUCUGAAUGAUUCUUUAUAACCACUACACCUGCUCUACGAUUCGUUUUUGGACACGUUACCCUGUUUACUCUAGAGUAAGAGAUCUAUUGAGACAUGCAAAGAUGUAGCCAAGUUUUAGAGUUCUCAUUUCUGAUGACUUUCUCAAACCACAGUAUUACCGUAACCCUGUCUCUUCUACAAUGGGAUCCAUUUACUAGGUUGGUUAUUUUAACAAAUCAAGAUUUGUGAUUGGUGUGAAAGGAGACUGUAGGUGUACUGUAUCAAACCCCUUUUUGUUUUGCUGUGAGCUUUGAAUUUCUGUAUCCAUGUAUGUCAAACACUCGUGCUGUCCCGUUGAAAAGUGCCUACCUUUUAUUUGAUAUCAAAGACUACUUCUGAUUUAAAUGGUACAUUUGAUGGCUAGAAUGCCGUGUGUGUGUGCGUAUUUUGGGGGCUCUCGUUAGCCCUCAUCUGAACAAAUUAAGAAGUAAACUGAUGGGAAAUAUUGUGGCAUGCUUGACCCUUUUAAACGGUGGCACUUUUUAAUAUUAAUAAAGCCACAGGAAAAAUAAAUAGUUGUUCAGUUCAU